Molecule: messenger RNA, 1570 nt
Organism: Salvia miltiorrhiza (redroot sage)
Lineage: Eukaryota; Viridiplantae; Streptophyta; Magnoliopsida; Lamiales; Lamiaceae
Product: peptidyl-prolyl cis-trans isomerase FKBP16-4, chloroplastic-like
Exons: 9
Coding region: 694-1362 (222 amino acids)
Molecular function (GO): peptidyl-prolyl cis-trans isomerase activity
Source: RefSeq, a predicted model, not a curated record
CUCCCCUCCUCCCUCGUGUUUCUCUCACCUCUCGCGCCGUUCCUCCUGCUUCCACGCCGCCGCCGCACAACCGCUCCGCCCCACCCCCCUGAAAAAGAAAGCCGCGCCACCACGACACCUUCUCCUCUGAAAAUCGUGGCUGCGGCGCCUCCUCUGUGAAUCGCGGUCGUAGCACCGCCUCUCUGUGAAUCACUGCCAUCUCUGAGAAUCGCGGCCCCCUCCCCCUAAUCUGCACCGCCGUCGUCCCCCUUGCCGGAGGCCCCCUCCCUCCGCCUUUGUCUCUCUCACCUUCACCUCCCCACCGCCGCCUCGAUUCUUAGCGCCACCGCCGGCUGACAUUCACCUUUGUCUUUUUCUCUCUUUUUUUCCUACUUAUGCACUUUUACAUUGUUACACACUUUUGGACAAUGUGUUAUGUGUGUACUAAUUCAAAAGGCAAAUGUUUGUAAUAAUAUAUUUUUUAUUGUAACACAUUAAAGAUAUUUUGAUCAGAAAUGAUUAGUAUUUCCAUAAUUUUGUUUGUAUGGCUAAAUUUACUAGGAUUAAAAGGUUUUGCCUAACCAUAUUAUAAGACAAUUUUUUUUUCAAAUGUGAGAUUGUGGCUACAAAUGGUUACGAUAUUAUCCCUUCACACUGUAAAGCAUAAGUGAUUUUGGUCACUGUUUCAACUGUCAACUGCUGACAACAAAGGAAAUGGAAGUCUCUCUCCUUCAGCAUCCACUCAAGCCCAUCUUCUUCCACCACUCUCUUCCCGCCGCAGGAAAGAGAUGCUCUUACAGGAAUACGACGUUGUUGGGGUGCCGCUGUUCGUCGUCAUCUUUGGAAUUGCACUUCCAGAAUGAGGGGCGGAGGGCGCUGCUGAGCUGUCUCCUUGCUGCAACUGCUGGGAUUUCGUUAUGUGAUGCAGCUGGUGCAGUGAGCACAAGUAAAAGAGCUCUGAGAGGAGCAAAAAUUCCUGAAAGUGAAUUCAAAACCCUCCCAAAUGGUCUCAAGUACUAUGAUUUGAAGGUUGGAGACGGAGUUGAAGCUGUGAAGGGAUCUCGGGUUGCAGUGCAUUAUGUAGCCAAGUGGAGAGGCAUCACUUUUAUGACGAGCAGACAAGGGCUGGGAGUUGGCGGUGGAACGCCGUAUGGAUUUGAUGUUGGUCAAUCUGAGAGAGGAACAGUGCUUAAGGGGUUAGACUUGGGAGUACAAGGCAUGCGUGUUGGAGGCCAGCGAUUGCUCAUUGUACCUCCUCAGCUAGCAUAUGGAGAUAAAGGUGUGCAGGAAAUUCCUCCUAAUGCAACUAUUGAGCUUGACGUUGAAUUGCUGGCUAUCAAGCAGAACCCAUUCGGGUCGGCUGUUAAAAUUGUUGAAGGAUGAUUGCAUCUUUGUUUCACUAUCAAUGGAUGUCGGAUUUUAAUUUCUUAAUGUUGUCUUCAUUCUUGCACCAAUUGUCUCUAUGUCAAAUAUGAAAAGCACUAUCGUCGAGUGUUUGCAAAAAAAUUAUGUAACUCACUUCCAACUUUAGUGUUUGGGUUUUUACCUUAUACGUCAACAAAUUUUUAUGAAGUCACAUUAGUGUUUUAAA